AUGUCUUCACUCCGUAAUGCCGUUCAAAGACGAAACCACAAAGAACGAGCUCAACCUUACAAACGAGAACGCUAUGGCAUUCUUGAAAAACACAAGGACUAUGUGCUUCGUGCAAGGGACUACCAUGCAAAACAAGAACGCCUCAAAAAGUUGCGCGAGAAAGCGUACUUUCGAAAUCCCGAUGAAUUUUAUUUUAAAAUGAUUAAUUCAAAAACAAAAGGAGGUGUUCAUGUAUCAGAAAGAAACAAUGCCUUUUCUGGCGAUGUCAUCAAAUUAUUAAAAUCCCAAGACUUGAAUUACAUUAAAACACAACGAGAUAUCGGAAGAAAGAAAAUUGAAAAAUUACAAAAUCAACUUCAUUUUCUCGCGUCUAAUGAUGAUGAAGUUGUUGACGAAGAGAAUGAAGGAACAAAAAAAAAAGAUAGUAACAAACAAGAAACAUUACAAAAAAAUGCAAAUCGGAUUGAAUCGAAUCAUAUUAUUUUCUUUGAUACCGAAGAAGAAGUAAAGAAUUUUGAUCCGGCGAAACACUUUAAUACGCUACCAGAAUUGGUAAAUCGUAAAUUCAAUCGGCCACGUAUUGAAACUUUGGAAAAGCAAGCGUUGGUUUUGCCUGAGGAUAUUAAACAAUUGCGGAAGAUGCAAAAAGAACGUAUUAACAAGUACCAAGAAUUGGCUGAUCGUCUUGAACGUGAAGAUAAAUUUGUUACCUUGGAACAAGAGCUGGUUACGCAGAAAAAUUUGAUGGGUAAAGGACGUCGAAAAAAAGUUGGAAUAGAUAAAAAUGGACUUGCGGUAUACAAAUGGAAGAAUGAACGAAAGAAAUAA
Ambispora leptoticha is the source of this 828-nucleotide messenger RNA. The record is from the annotation of a GenBank genome assembly. Lineage: Eukaryota; Fungi; Glomeromycota; Glomeromycetes; Archaeosporales; Ambisporaceae.